AUCGAGACUCUGUCGGCCCACGAUUUUUUGCGCAUGACUCCAAGGUGUCGCUGCCGCCGACUUGCUCAUUCAGACUCAUUGUCUUCCUCUUGUACAACACCGACCUACCGCUUGCUUCCCGUUCGACAAGCCUUUGAUCAUGGCUUCCUACUAUAUCACGAAUCCUCAUGUUGGUGACAGGGAAAGCUCAGAAGAUUGGCGGAGUAUGUUGAAUACCAUUAUGUCCAAGUUACCGUGUCCAGGCUCCCCUCUGACCCUCGUCGUUAGUUCGCGGCUACAAUCCUCUCACACCGCCAGACCUACUACAACAUGAAAUCCCGCAGACGAAACAGUCCAAGGCGACCGUCCUACAAGGUCGAGAUGACUGCGUCGCCGUAGUCAACGACAAAGAUCCCAAUCGCCGUUUGUUGGUCAUCAUCGGCCCCUGCUCAAUCCACGACCCUGUCUCUGCCCUCGAAUACUGCGAUCGGCUACUCAAGAUGAAGGAGAAAUACAAGGACGACUUGGUUAUUGUGAUGCGGUCAUACCUAGAAAAGCCACGUACGACGGUGGGCUGGAAGGGGUUGAUCAACGACCCCGAGAUCGACGGUAGUUUCCUGAUCAACAAGGGACUCAGACUGAGUCGGCAGCUGUUCGUGGAUCUGACUGCCCGCGGGAUGCCAAUCGCCAGCGAGAUGCUUGAUACCAUCAGUCCGCAGUUCCUGGCGGAUCUGCUGAGUAUCGGCGCUGUUGGUGCGCGCACGACCGAGUCUCAACUACAUCGCGAGUUGGCUUCCGGUCUGUCGUUCCCCGUGGGUUUCAAGAACGGCACGGACGGGACGUUGGGCGUGGCGAUUGAUGCCAUCGGUGCGGUCAGACAUCCUCAUCAUUUUCUGUCCGUGACGAAACCUGGCGUGGUCGCAAUCGUAGGGACUGUUGGCAAUGAGGACUGUUUCGUGAUUCUAAGAGGUGGAACUACUGGCACGAAUUUCGAUAAAGAAAGUAUCAGGAAGUCAAAGGAGAAAUUGGCCGCGAAGGGCCUCAGUCCAAGAGUGAUGGUGGAUUGCUCGCACGGCAAUAGUGAGAAGCAGCACAAGAACCAGCCAAAGGUGGCCAAGGUAUUGGCGGAGCAGAUUGAGGAGGGAGAAGAGGGCAUCAUGGGCGUUAUGAUCGAGAGUCAUAUCAAUGAAGGAAGCCAGAAAGUGCCGCCAGAAGGCAAGGCAGGCUUGAAGUAUGGGGUGUCCAUUACAGAUGCUUGUAUAGGGUGGGAAGACACCGAACUCGUGCUCGAUGUCCUCGCCAAGGCUGUCCAGAAAAGGAGAGAGAAACUGGGUGGCAAGGCUGUCAAUGGUACAGCGACAACAGAAAACGGCCAUUCAUAAACGACCUUUUGAGAGCAGGGAACGCUUACACAGUACAUUCGACUGGAAAAUGUAGAUACCUUACAGGUGAGGUGGGAAAAGCAUUCCUCGUCAUUCAACCCGUCUUCACAUCGUGUUUCGUUCUACAAAGCUCUGACAAUUCGACGAGGCAAGGCUAAAGCUCAGCCUGCCCACCCCUGAGUGAGCCUCAUCUGUCUUUCACCCUCAAUUGACUCUCUGAAGCUUCCAUGCAGCAUUUUAACGACUGAAGAAAAGGAAAGGGGAAUAGGCUCCAUCAAGUAAGACAGUGUACAAAGAGGCGA
Messenger RNA from Exophiala xenobiotica, 1663 nucleotides. Its product is annotated as 3-deoxy-7-phosphoheptulonate synthase, variant 1. The transcript is spliced from 3 exons. NCBI's taxonomy places the organism in Eukaryota, Fungi, Ascomycota, Eurotiomycetes, Chaetothyriales, Herpotrichiellaceae. Gene Ontology annotation, cellular component: cytoplasm. Gene Ontology annotation, molecular function: 3-deoxy-7-phosphoheptulonate synthase activity. The record is from RefSeq and is a predicted model, not a curated record. Gene Ontology annotation, biological process: aromatic amino acid biosynthetic process. The coding region runs from base 480 to 1361 and encodes 293 amino acids.